Messenger RNA from Aspergillus fijiensis CBS 313.89, 1545 nucleotides. Its product is annotated as hexadecenal dehydrogenase. The record is from RefSeq and is a predicted model, not a curated record. Gene Ontology annotation, molecular function: aldehyde dehydrogenase (NAD+) activity. Gene Ontology annotation, cellular component: cytoplasm. Lineage: Eukaryota; Fungi; Ascomycota; Eurotiomycetes; Eurotiales; Aspergillaceae. Bases 1 to 1545 code for a protein of 514 amino acids. The transcript is spliced from 4 exons. Gene Ontology annotation, biological process: aldehyde metabolic process.
AUGGGCGCAAUAGAGAUCCCUCCUUUCGAGAAUACUCCGAUCGAGGAGAUUCAGUCCCGUGUCUCGACGGUGCGCCAGACUUUCAAUGCACACAAGACCCGCGAUGUGGAGUACCGGCUGGUCCAACUCCGCAAGCUAUACUGGGCUGUGAAAGAUCAUCUAGAGGAAAUGCGCGAGGCGCUCCGACGGGACCUCAACCGACCGGAUUUCGAGACCGAGCUCGGCGACACUAACUGGGUCCUGAACGACAUCGUUUUCGUGUGUCGCAAUCUGCAGAAAUGGGUCAAAGAUGAGAAGGCGGAGAAUAUCGAUAUCACGUUCAAAUUCGUGAGCCCGAAGAUUCGGAAGGAUCCUCUGGGCUGUGUUUUGGUUAUUGGGCCGUUCAACUACCCGUUCCAGUUGACUCUGGGUCCGGUGAUUGGUGCUAUCGCCGCCGGUUGCACAGUGGUGGUCAAGCCUAGUGAAAAGUCCUCCCACAGCGCAUCGGUGAUCCAGCGGAUCAUCGAGGCGGCGCUCGAUCCGGAGGCUUACACCGUGGUGCAGGGAGGAGUCCCGGAGACUCAGGCGCUCCUUGCGGAGCGGUGGGAUAAGAUCUUCUUCACCGGGAGUGCGAAUGUCGGCCGAAUCAUCUGCAAGGCAGCUGCGCCCCAUAUGACCCCCGUCGUGCUGGAGCUGGGCGGUCGCAACCCCGCGAUCAUUUCUAAGAAUGCUGAUCCCAAGCUGGUGGCGCGUCGCAUGCUGUGGGGAAAGGUCACAAAUGCCGGACAGAUCUGUACGUCGCAGAAUUAUAUGCUCGUGGAGAAACCCAUCCUGCCCGCGGUGGUGGAUGAGUUUAAGAAGGCGUACAGCGAGUUCUUCCCGCAUGGAGCCAAGACCUCCCCCGACCUCAGUCGCAUCAUCGAUGAUGCUUCGUUCCAGCGAAUCAAGAGGAUGAUCGAUAACACCAAGGGCAAGAUCCUUCUUGGAGGAACGAUGGAUGAGAAAGAGCGCUUCAUCGAGCCCACGCUCAUUCAGAUUGACUCGGUCGAUGACUCCCUGGUCGCCGAGGAGAGCUUCGGUCCCCUGUUGACCAUUCUCCCCGUCGAUAGCAUCGACGAGGCGAUUGAGAUCGCCAACGGCGUGCAGUCUACGCCUUUGGCUCUCUACCCAUUCGGCACCAAGGCCGAAGCCGAGAAGAUUCUCUCCCAGACCCGCUCCGGAGGUGUCUCCAUCAACGACGCCGCGCUGCACAUCCCCACUCUCGAAUUCGGCGGUGUGGGCGAGAGUGGCAGCGGCUCCUACCGUGGCAAGGCCAGCUUCGACGUCUUCGUACACCGCCGCACCAUCACCACCAGCCCGGGCUGGAUCGAAUCCGCGCUGGCCGUCCGCUACCCACCCUUCGGCAAGAAGCAGGAAUUCUUCAUAAAGGCUGGUAGCCUGACGCCGGACUUUGAUCGCAACGGAGAGAAGCUCCGACUCGGCUGGCUCCGCUAUUUCUUCACUCUCGGCGGUGGAUCUGUCAAGUCCGGCGUUACUCGUGCCACCAUUGUCGCUGCGGGUGAGUGA